Molecule: messenger RNA, 414 nt
Organism: Vicia faba (fava bean)
Lineage: Eukaryota; Viridiplantae; Streptophyta; Magnoliopsida; Fabales; Fabaceae
Source: the annotation of a GenBank genome assembly
AUGUACCAAGAGUCUUCAUUAAAAGUUUUAAACUCUUUAUUUCAACUGAUUGAAUCUAGAGUCUCCUCUUUUAAUUUUGUAUUCCAACUCUCAAGUUUAUUAGAUGUCCUUUAUGUUGGGGUUCGUGACAAGGAGGUAGAUGAGGUUGAAACUGUGCCAAUUAUCUACAUGGGAACAGAUGAUAGUGAAGAUGAAGAUAAAGCAAAGGAGAUUGUAGAAGCUGCAAAAGCUUCCACGGGAAAAGAACAAUUUCAUUUGGGUGGAGUUGAUUUUGUUAAGACAAUCAUUGCAAGAAUAGUUUGUGAACCUGUGCUCCCCAUGUCCCGAAAUUUUCAUGAAAUGGAUACACAGUACAUAACUCGUCUGAAAGAGGGUAUUCGAGAAUUCAUGCUCAAUUCAGAUAACUCUGGAUAA